Molecule: messenger RNA, 1932 nt
Organism: Symbiodinium natans
Lineage: Eukaryota; Dinophyceae; Suessiales; Symbiodiniaceae
Source: the annotation of a GenBank genome assembly
AUGAGCCCUGAGAUUAUGAAGAUGCUACAAGAUGCGGCCACGCCUGACGACAAGCAUGGUACUGUCAUAUUGCUGGAGGUGGGUGCUCUUUGGGUGUCGGCGUUUUGUGUUUGGCAAGCCCAGUACAGCAUCUACAUGAUGUCUCUGCUUGCAGCAGCAGCGCUCGUUUGGCACUGGGUUCUGGGUCACGAAGUUCUGACACCCUUUCUGUAUACAGCCACCGUGGCAAUGCUCUCAUUGGGAUGGCUUGGUUGUCUGUGUGCGCAACUGAUGCAGCUCCUGCAGCUGGCGCAGCUGGUAGUGCUUCUGCUUGCAACAGCUGUGGCACAGCGGGCCUUGGAGAACUUCGUGCAUGAAUGCUCGCAUGGCAACGCCUUCGAGACGCGUGCCUGGAACGAUGGUGUGAUGGCCCGGAUGGCAGGAGCUCUCGUCUUCAAGGACAUCGCAUCAUACCGCCGAAGCCAUCAAGUGCAUCAUGCCCGCUUCGGUCUUGAGGAGGACCCAGAUCGGAUCAUCUACCGAAGGGCAGCUUUGGGAGACCAAGCGCCAGCUGUGCUCUGGGCAUGGUACAAGGAGAACUUGGGAAACAUCCGCCUCCACUAUCUGCUGAAGAUCUGUGUCCUCUUUGGGAUUGGAGGUCUCUUUAUUCAGGCUUGGAGGACUGGAGUGGCAGUGUGGCUCUCCAGCUACAUCUUGAUUCUUCCGGUGCUUCGUAUGUAUGCCGAGCAUGCAGAACAUGGCGGGCUCGUCGGAGAUCCGCCAGAGGAUGCGCAGGGUCGCAAGGCUUUCCUCGCAGGACACUGGACCAUGACCCGUUCAAACAUCGGCCUGCUGCACCGAUGGAUCUUCCAUCCACUGAAUGAUGGCUUCCACACAUUGCACCAUCUCUACCCAAAAGUUCCCUUUCAUCAGCUACGGAGCCUUCACGGCCUUCUGAUGGCGGAAGAGCCGGCUUACCGACAGCAGUGCCAAAUGUUAGUGAAUGACAAGCUACAGGCCGUCGGUGAACCGCAGCGCCCCCAACAGCUCUGCCCCCUGGGCUUUUUCAGCUUGCGUGGUUUAGUGCCCUCUGCUACACCACCGCAGCUCCUACGGAUGUGCAAUCUCAAGUUGCAGCUCUACUACCUGGAUUGCGGCGCCGGGCUGUCGUUGCUGGAGGCGCAUCUGGAGAAGUACCGCUUCUUGCGCGGCACGGAGGUGCCGAGCGCCGACGACCUCGUGGCCCGGGAGAAGGUGGAGGCGGCGGGUCACAACUUGGAGAAGUACCCCUUCCCUCGAGUUCGGGACUGGAUCGAGCGCUUGAGGCAGACGGAUGCCACGACUACAGCUUCCGGAGAGGUGGCCGUCGAGUUCUUGGAGCACUCCCCGGUGAACUUGGACUACAUCAAGCAGCUCCGGAGCCAAGAGGAGCAGGAGUUCAAGUACCACGUGUACGCGAAGCGGGUCACCGAGAGCUUCGACGAGGACGCUCUCCCGAUGGAUCUGCCCCUUGAGACGCGCUGUGCUCGUUUCACCAUCGAGCCGGGCGUCUUCGAGAAGCUGCCCGGCCUCCACGUGGUCACGGCACUGGUGCUGAAUGCUCCGAACCUGGACGCCGAGGGCUGGAUCAAAGGCCACUUCGACUCUGUUUGCAAGAUGGUCGCUGGCAAGAAGCUCGAGGCCAAGAGGGGUCGGCUCGAUGUCUGGAAGCGCUACACCAGUGAGCUCAAGGACCGGGGCUCCGACAACCUCUUCCUGACAAAGGGUGCCCGGCGAGAGCCUACAGUCCAGUCCAUGCAGUCCCCCCCUGGACCAGAAGGGCAAGAGCUUCUCGGUAAACCCUCUGGUAGACUUCUACAACACCCUCUCCGUCAAGCACGUGGUCACUGGCGGCGGCUUCGACUUGGAAGCAAUGCCAGGGGAUCUCCGGUUGCGGCUUUCCAAGAAGGGUGA